Messenger RNA from Diabrotica balteata, 966 nucleotides. Lineage: Eukaryota; Metazoa; Arthropoda; Insecta; Coleoptera; Chrysomelidae. The record is from the annotation of a GenBank genome assembly.
AUGAAGUUUUUAUUGAUUGUAGUUGGGACCAUUGUAGUAGCCAAUGCUUUGUCCACCAAAGAACAAUGGGAGAGCUUUAAGCUUAACCAUAAUAAAUCUUACGCACAUUUCCUAGAAGAAAACUAUCGCUUGUCAGUUUUUCAGUCAAAUCUAAAGAAAAUUGAAGAACACAAUGCCAGAUACAAGAAGGGUGAAGUUUCAUAUUACAUGGGUGUAACCAAAUUUGCAGAUUUAACUGCCAAAGAGUUUAUGUCUAUACUUAAUAAACAACUAGGCACCAAGCCAAAAAGUCAUGCCACACCGGCACAACUUUCCGAUGAUCCUGUACCUGAUUCAUUUGAUUGGAGAGAAUCAGGAGCAGUUUUGGAAGUUAAAGACCAAGGCAAUUGUGGAUCUUGUUGGGCAUUUAGUACUACUGGAGCCCUAGAAGCACAAAACUACUUAACCAAUAAAGUGACACUUCCUCUUAGUGAACAGGAACUAGUAGACUGCUCACGUUUAUACGGUAAUUCUGGUUGUGGUGGAGGCGAUAUGGAAGCAGCCUUUAAGUAUAUUAAAUCCAAAGGUUUAUCAAGCGAAGAAGCAUAUCCAUACGAAGCAAAAGAUGACACCUGUAAACGAAACGCUAGCAAUAUUGUUCUUAAAGUAAAAGACUUCCAAACUGUCGCAAAUAAUGAUGAUUCGUUAAGACGUGCUAUUGCGACAGUGGGACCUAUAUCUAUAGCAAUGCAAGCCACUACACAUUUGCAACUUUAUAAAGGAGGAAUAUUGAACGAUCCAAGUUGUGUUAAUUACGCGCCGUUUAUGAAUCAUGGUGUUUUGGCUGUUGGUUAUGGAACACAAGACGACACAGACUACUGGAUUGUUAAAAAUUCCUGGGGAACUUUGUGGGGCGAAGAAGGUUUCUUUAGAAUUCAAAGAAACACAUGUUGCAUCACCUGCGAUGCUAGCUUUCCUAGGCUUUAA